CAAGUUUUUUUUUUUCCCCUUCUUUUGAACUUGAUCUCAAUCACGAUAAGAAUGGUUCCUCAGUAAAAGCCUCGUCUAUAGCCACGUUUGAGCUAAAACAAAACACAUGUAUGCCUUAUCCUCCCACCACGCGUAACUCUGCAUGCAAGUUUGCAACCACCUUCUCCUGCUUUAAAUUGGCUUUACGCAUUGCCUUGCAAAACCAAAACCCACCAAACAAACAGCAAUGUCCACGGCUCACAUACAAGUCACCGGCGAGCCAACCCACACGGGUACCAAGCUCGUCGAAACCGCUACGGCCGCCAUCCAAGGCUUCGGCCCGAUCAACCAAAUCCACCAGCACCUCUGCGCCUUCCACUUCUACUCCCACGACAUGACCCGCCAGGUGGAGGCCCACCACUACUGUGCCCACCAGAAUGAGGAGAUGAGGCAGUGCCUCAUUUACGAUGGGCCAGAGGCUGAUGCAAGGCUCAUCGGCCUCGAGUACGUUGUGUCAGAGAAUCUCUUCCUGACACUCCCGGACGAGGAGAAGCCACUCUGGCACUCGCACGAGUACGAGGUCAAGAGCGGCGUCUUGUUCAUGCCGAGAGUGCCGGGUGUGAUUGAGAGGCGGGACAUGGAGAAGGUGUGCAAGACGUAUGGGAAGGUGUGCAAGACGUAUGGGAAGGUGUGGCAUUUUUGGGAGGUGGACAAGGGGGACAACUUGCCUCUUGGGAUUCCGAGGGUUAUGAUGGCGUUGACCAGGGAUGGUCAACUGGAUGAGGUUUUGAAGAAGGGUGUGGAGGAGAGGUAUGGGGUGAGCUUUGACAAGGAGAGGGUGAAUCGGGCGUAUAUGAGUGGGCCCGAGCACGGGGUACAUCCCCUGGCGAACGGGGCAGGGAAAGGGUUGAAGACUGAGCUGAGAGAGACUGGUUGCGUUAAGCCUCCUGCUGAUUCUGUUUCUCCUGUUCUCAGGGCCUCUGUUUGAUUGUGUGCGAAUGGGAAAAUUAAUCAGUGAUAUAUCAAAUAGGGCUUUUCUAGUUGUGUGUUUCUUAAACCAGUAGUUGUAUUACCAUUUGUUAUUUUUGUAAUUUUGAAGUUAAAGGUGUGUGCAAUCUAAUCUUUGAAGUCAGCUUUUCGAACAGAAAAUUAAGGAAAUGGAUUUUGUGAAAAUAAUUUGAAAAACACG
Prunus persica (peach) is the source of this 1168-nucleotide messenger RNA. RefSeq names its product oil body-associated protein 1A. Bases 227 to 967 code for a protein of 246 amino acids. NCBI's taxonomy places the organism in Eukaryota, Viridiplantae, Streptophyta, Magnoliopsida, Rosales, Rosaceae. The transcript has a single exon. The record is from RefSeq and is a predicted model, not a curated record.